This is a messenger RNA of Leptinotarsa decemlineata (Colorado potato beetle), 3784 nucleotides long. It is a transcript of the gene spel1, whose product is annotated as DNA mismatch repair protein spel1. The record is from RefSeq and is a predicted model, not a curated record. Gene Ontology annotation, biological process: mismatch repair; mitotic recombination. Gene Ontology annotation, cellular component: nucleus; MutSalpha complex. Gene Ontology annotation, molecular function: ATP-dependent DNA damage sensor activity; mismatched DNA binding; ATP binding. Lineage: Eukaryota; Metazoa; Arthropoda; Insecta; Coleoptera; Chrysomelidae.
CCAAUAAAUAUGUGACAGACCGAACUUAUGUUUUUUUCAAACAGAGUACUCUAAAUAUGUUCCUUCCAUUGAAUUUCUUGGACAUAGUGCCCCUCAAAAAUAUAUAGUUGUUUGGAUUUAUACCGGAUGGUUCAGACGCUAUAGUGAAAUGUAUGUCAAAAAAAUGGGUUCAUUCAACACUAAAUAUCUCCCACUCGAUCUUUUGGGAUAGUGUAUUUUCAUUCCAUCUUCAUAAGUUUACUGAACGGUACUUUUUCUAUACAGGCUUGGACUCACUGAUGACUUCAAGGACUCCUCCUAGCCCACUUCGUGAUUGUCCAGAAUUGCCGUUAGAAAUUGAACUCACAAACUUCGAAUUAUAAUUGUUUAAUUCACUUAUUGUAAUAAUCAUUUACAUAACUAUAAGAAUAAGGUGUUCAUAAUGACGGAAUAAUAAGCAAUUACUGUUGAGUGCCAGUAGAGUAGAAAUAUGCUCGAAGAUAUGUACCUUUCUAAGCUCCAGAAGAAGUAAACGAAAAUAAAAACUCAGGAUAGAUAAAGUGAUCAGAAGUCUAGUGACAACUUUAACUGAGAUGAUUUUACGUGAGUAAAUCAAAUAUUUUAAUUUAUCUAUUAAUGCAUAUUCAACAUAUUUAUUUGUUUUCCUUACGUGUUUUGUGAUGUUGGUGGCGCUACCACCGCUAUUGUAUAAUGAAAAUACUGUUCUACUGGCAACACUGGUUAGGAUUACCGCCUAAUAAAAAUUUUAAAAAACCUAACCUGUUUUCUGUGUGUAAUCCGGAAAGUUGUAUUUUAUUAAUUGUUAAAUCGAAUAAAAAUAAGUUUCAAAAUAUGGUACUGCCUGAAACAACGGCUUUGAAUUUGGACUUACCACAACAGCAAAGCUUCAUCAGGUUUUACAACAACUUACCUGAGAAGUCUCCAUCAACAAUUCGGUUCUUUCAUCGCACUGACUACUAUACCGUCCACGGCGAGGAUGUUACCGUUGCAGCCGAUUUCCUCUCGGUUGCCAUCAAAUAUAUGGGCGACAGUCCAAAAUUAGGCUAUGUCUGUUUCAAUAAAUCCAAAUUCGAAAGUUUCGUUAGGGAGUUAUUGCUGGUGCGACAGUAUAGAGUAGAAGUAUACGUGAAAGCAUCGCAGAAGAGUAAUGAUUGGCAGUUGGAGUACAAGGGGUCGCCUGGAAAUUUGACGCAGUUCGAGGAGAUUCUAUUUGAUAAUGUCCAGAUUGAUUUUACAAAUUCGGUGAUGGGGGUGAAGAUCAUUCAGAAUAGGGUAUUGGCAAUAAGCUGUGUGAAUAUAACUGAGGCAAAAUUUGAUGUAUGUGAAAUAAACGACAAUGAGUCGUUUUCAGAGUUAGAAGCGUUAAUCGCACAACUUGGUCCAAAAGAAUGCAUUAUACCAGCUGGAGAGUCACCAGACCUGAAGGCAUUGAACACAUUGUUAGACCGCAAUGGAAUUUUAGUUGCUAAACUGAAAAGAUCCGAUUUCAAUGUAGACAAUAUCAUGCAAGACCUCAAUAGGUUGUUAUUUUUCCACGAAGACCAGCAAAGAAAUGCUGCUGUUUAUAGUGAAACCAACAUGAAUGAUGCAAUGGGAUGCCUGCAGGCAUUAAUCAAGUUUCUCAACUUGACAGGUGAUGAAAAGAAUUUCAAUCAGUUCAAGCUGGGUACAUUGAACGCACACAGGUUUGUCAGGUUGGACAAUGCAGCACUUUAUGCUCUUAAUGUUCUGCCUAAGGUAGCAUCUCAGAAUGCAGAAGGCGUAUCAAGUGUUACCGCAUCAAAAUAUUCUAGUCUGAAAGGUAUUUUGGACAAUUGUGUAACACCUCAAGGAAAGCGUCUUUUAGACCAAUGGAUCAAACAGCCAUUAAAAGACUACAACUCACUCAAUGAUAGACUUGAUAUUGUAGAAAGUAUUUUGAAUGAUGCUGAAGCUAGAGCGAUUCUUUCAAAAGAUAAUCUCCCACGAAUUCAAGAUCUAAUGCCAUUGUCAAGAAAAAUUACUUGUAAGAAAGCUACUCUGCAGGACUGCUACCGGGUUUAUCAAACUAUCAAUGGUGUGCCAGCUGUUUUACAAACCUUAAGAAAAAUUGAAAACAAAUGUGUUCGUGAUAUGCUGAUCAGUCCUAUCGCCGAUAUUCUAUCUGAUUUAGAGAAUUACCAAAGCAUGAUUGAGACGACCAUAGAUCUAGAUUUGGUUGAUAGAGGGGAAUUUUUGGUUAAACGUAAUUUUGAUGACGAAUUGAAGGAAUUGCACAGGAAGAAGGAUAGAGUUGGUGAAAAGAUGCAAAAGGUUCUAAAAACGUCAGCAGAUGAUUUAGGUUUUGAAGAUGGAAAAACUAUCAAACUGGAGUGCAAUGAUCAGCACGGGUAUUUUUUGAGAGUUACCCUCAAGGAAGAGCCGGUGCUUAGAAAAAAUAAAAGAUAUAAAAUAUUAGACGCCAUUAAAGGAGGAGUAAGAUUUACUACUGAUAAGUUGGUUGAGCUGAAUGAAGAAUAUAAAAUGUUGAAUGCUGAUUAUAUUGAGAGGCAGAAAGCAGUUGUUGAUGAAAUAUUUGAAGUAGCAUCUGGAUAUGCCGAUAGCCUGAGAACUUUGAACACGCUCAUAGCAACUGUUGACGUUCUUGUUUCGUUUGCCAUUGCCGCGAUAUCUGCUCGCAUACCUUAUGUGAGACCAAAACUCCACAAAGAAGCUUCAGGAAUUUUGAAACUGAAGAAAGUUAGACAUCCCUGUUUAGAAGCACAAGAUGAUGUAUCCUUCAUUCCUAAUGAUGUUUCCUUUCAACAAAAUGACAAACUGUUCUAUGUGAUCACUGGUCCGAAUAUGUGUGGUAAGAGCACAUACAUCAGAAGUAUUGGGCUUUGUGUUCUCAUGGCACACAUUGGCAGUUUUGUUCCUUGCGCAAAAGCUGACAUCUCGGUGGUGGAUGGUAUUUUGGUCAGAGUUGGAGCUGAUGACUGUCAGCUGAAGGGAUUGUCAACUUUCAUGCUGGAAAUGAUUGAGAUAUCUUCAAUCAUAAAGAGUGCUACGUCUAAUUCGUUGGUAAUUAUAGAUGAGUUGGGCAGAGGAACUUCUACUUAUGACGGUUGCGGACUUGCAUGGGCCAUUGCUGAGCAUCUCGUACAAGAAACGAAAUGUUUUUCUCUGUUUGCAACACACUUCCAUGAAAUUAAUAGGCUUGCAGAGAUGAAUUCCAAUGUUGGUAACCUUCACGUCACCGCAGUAACUACAGAAAAAACCAUAACUCCUCUUUAUUCCAUUCUUGAAGGAGAAUGUGAUAAAAGUUAUGGUAUCCAUUGUGCAAGGAUGGUGGGAUUUCCUGAAGAUGUUAUCGAGGAUGCCAUAAAAUACCAGAAAAAGUUGGAACAUGCCAGUGGAUUAAAAUUUAUAAGUGAUUUUGCACCCGAAGUUAAAAGGCGAAUAAUGGAGGAGGGAGACGAUAUUAUUAAAAAUGCCAUAAAGAAGUUCAAAGAGGAUUCCCUUGGAAUGAGUAGGGAGGGUCUUCAUAAAAAGAAAAUUGAAUUCAGGACUGCAAUGGGAGCCGAAGAAAAUUUAUUCAUCAAAGGUUUACUCUCCGAUAUCGAAUCUUGAAGACAAAUUGCUCUUAUAUAAAUUAUCUUUUCAAUCCCUCAUUCAUUUUGAUCCUGUCGAAUAGAAAUUUUGUUAUGGUCAUGAGUUGGACUGAUGAAUGUAGCUUUCUUUUCCAUAGUGCCAUAUUUUUUUAAAUUGUACUUUCAAGAUCUGAUUUUUCAAUGUAUUUGACAUUUCAUGUACAAAUUUGUUA